AUGUCUUCUCUGGCCCAGCAGCGUCGCAUCGUCGAGCAGCUCAGACGGGAGUCUGAGAUAAAGCGCAUCGGCGUGUCCACAGCAGUGGAGGAUCUCAAGAAAUACGUUCUGGAGCGCGAGUCGGACGACUUUUUGCUGGUAGGGUUUCACUCCCAGAAGGCAAAUCCAUUUCGUGAAAAGAGCCCUUGCGUGCUUAUAUAA
Molecule: messenger RNA, 201 nt
Organism: Rhagoletis zephyria (snowberry fruit fly)
Lineage: Eukaryota; Metazoa; Arthropoda; Insecta; Diptera; Tephritidae
Source: RefSeq, a predicted model, not a curated record